Molecule: messenger RNA, 534 nt
Organism: Schistosoma intercalatum
Lineage: Eukaryota; Metazoa; Platyhelminthes; Trematoda; Strigeidida; Schistosomatidae
Source: the annotation of a GenBank genome assembly
AUGACUAAUAUACCAGGAUUAAAAAGUCACGAUUCUAUUCUUUCAAAGUUGGACACUUUCAAGCGUAAGAGAAAAGCUCGCCUGGAAGUUGAAGAACUCAAUAAAGGAAGUCGUCAAGCCAUCGAAAUGGCAGUUAGUGCUUUAACAACUGACGACCGCAAACAAUAUCAAUUGGAAGAACGACAAGAGCGUUCUUUUAUUGAGAAGUCGUCGCAAGGUGUAUUACAAACUGUCAACGAAGUACUUCAUGUAUCAGAACGUUGGGCCAGUCAACGAUGGACUUCCGAACGUAUUCAUCAGAAAGACUUGGUUGCUAUUCUGCGCCUACUAGUUGUUACUGCCCGUCAAUUUAAACCAGAAAUGCGUUUUCAAGCACGUAUUUUUCUUACCGUCAUAAUCGCUCGCAAAUUAAAUGGUAAAUUGGAGUAUCGUUACGAAAGGGAAUACAUCACUGAAGUCACAGAAAUAUUCCCCGGUUAUUUGUUUCAUAUUACAUUGUAUUCAUUAGCUAUAGAUGAAAUUUCAUUUUGUUAG